AUGUCUCAACCAAAGAGUAGAAAAGUGCAAUAUUUGGCGGGUUUAUGUGUUUCCUUUGCAUUCACAUUUACUGGAGCAGUUAUAUCGUGGCCUUCUCCUGCAUUACCAAAGUUUAUUUACGGAGAUACAGGCAUAAAUAUUACUGAUGAACAAAGCUCCUGGGUAGUUUCAUUGGCCGCUCUGGGGGCACUACCAGGAUGCUACAUUGGCAAGGAACUGAGCGACCGGGCGGGUCGACGACUCACUGUUUUAAGCGCAUCUCUUCCUGGAUUUUUGGGUGCAGUAAUCAUUUUGGUAACAAAGAAUCCAAUAUUGAUGUGCAUCGCGAGGGUCCUAAUGGGUAUUGGAAAUGGAAUUACAGCAGUUGUAACGAUGAUAUAUUUAACCGAAAUAGCUGACAAAGAGAUACGAGGAUCUCUAGGCAUGUUUGUGCAAGUCAUGAAUAAUACGGGCAGUCUAGUUGUCUAUAGUGUGGGACCGUUUGUCUCCUACACCAGUCUUAACUUGAUAGUUUUGUCAUUUUCCCUAUUUUUCGCUAUUAUCUGCUUGUGGAUACCGGAAACUCCAUAUUAUCAUUUGGUGAACGGAAGAUUAGCGGAGGCGAAGAAACAAUUUAUGAUAAUAAAGGGUACUAAAAAUGAAACGUGGGCCAACGAACAAGUUGAUGUAAUACGCGCACACGUACAAGAGAAUAUGGAAAAUAAAACUACUUUAAUGGAGCUAACAAAGAUGAAGUACAGAAAGACAAUUUAUAUAAUAGCAGGACUCAAAGUUUUACAAUACAUGACUGGUAGUUUGGCGAUACAGUCGUAUGUCGAAAUGAUAUUUAGACGUAACACUGGGAUAUCGGGACCUCUAGUCAGUAUAUUGUAUGGAAUUGUUCAACUUGGAGCAGGUAUAACAGCAACAUUUCUUUGCAGAUAUUUUGGUAGGAGAAUACUCCUAUUCAUAUCAACAUUUGGAGUUGCAAUUUCCUUAACUCUAGUAGGCGUGUAUUUCUUCUUACUAUCGUCACUUGAAGUAAAUUCCGAAAUCAUGAAAUCUCUGUGGCUGUUACCCAUUAUUGGUGUUCUAAGUUUUAAUAUAUUAUAUGCAGUCGGUUUGGGAAACAUACCAUACAUAUUGCAAGCAGAAUUGUUCCCUAUAAACGUUAAGAGUCUAGCAUCUAGCAUAGCAACAAUGAUGGCUUGUAUAUUUAACUUUAUAGUUACUAAAUUGUAUCAGAGUGUUAAAGAUGCUUUUGGUCUGUAUACAGUGUUUUGGUUAUUCGCGAGUGUGGCUUAUAUAGGUGUGUUCUUCACAUAUUUCUUUGUGCCUGAAACAAAGGGAAAGACUUUGGAGGAAGUUCAGGAUAAUAUACAGAGCGAUGAAGUGGAAAGACUCAAUAAAUGAUACGAGUGGAAUUUUUUUUGUGGUAGUUGUGAUUUUGAUAAAUUCGAAAUAUUCACUUUUUUGAUAAAUGUAAAUAUGUUUGAAUGUAAAUUAAGUUUUAUAUUUUCUAGGUAAAUAAAUUGACGUAUUUGACACAGACUGCCACAAGUAGUUUAAUAGUUCUGACCGAACUAUAAAACGUCCCCAAAAGUUAAAGUUUUAUAAGGUUAUGUUUGUUGUAAAAAUGGAAAGUUAUAUAAUGGUAUUCAAUAGAACAUAGUUUUUGAUAUAUUAGUAUUUUUCACUAUCACACACUUAAGUCAAAUACUUCUAUUCUCAAUUUUUCUACCUCUUCAAAAUGAUAACUAUGUGUAAUUUAUAAACGAAAUCAAUUUUGUUAGCAACCGGUUAAGCAGAACCGCUAGUUGCUGUUGUUUUUAUUUAUACUUUUAUUAGCAACCGGUGAAGUAGAACCACUGGUCGCUUUUGUUUUUGUUUAUAAUUUUAUUAGCAACCGGUGAAUCCAGAACCACUGGUUGUAUUUGUUUUUAUUUACAAUUUUAUUAGCAACCAGUGAAGCAGAACCACUGGUUGCUGUUGUUUUUAUUUAUAAUUUUAUUAGUAACCAGUGAAGCAGAUCCACUGGUUGCUGUUGUUUUUACGUUGUAUGCCAAUAGACCGACCAACCAGUUUAAUUUAAUUUAUAAUUAUUUAUGAUAUAAUUAUUGUAAAGCAUUUUUAGUGUAAUACUAUUUUCAUUGAUUACUACUUACUGAGUUUGAGAAACUUAUGAUCAUUUUUUAAUAACUUUCAUAUAAAUCAUAUUUUAUACCUUUCUUUUAUAGCGAUACAGGUUUUGUGUUUGAAGUUUGUUAAAUAAAAAACAUACAUUUACUUAAAA
Messenger RNA from Melitaea cinxia (Glanville fritillary), 2272 nucleotides. Its product is annotated as facilitated trehalose transporter Tret1-like. The record is from RefSeq and is a predicted model, not a curated record. Gene Ontology annotation, cellular component: membrane. NCBI's taxonomy places the organism in Eukaryota, Metazoa, Arthropoda, Insecta, Lepidoptera, Nymphalidae. The transcript has 8 exons. Bases 1 to 1392 code for a protein of 463 amino acids. Gene Ontology annotation, molecular function: transmembrane transporter activity. Gene Ontology annotation, biological process: transmembrane transport.